Messenger RNA from Corticium candelabrum, 1532 nucleotides. Its product is annotated as ADP-ribose glycohydrolase MACROD1-like. Gene Ontology annotation, biological process: purine nucleoside metabolic process; DNA damage response; peptidyl-glutamate ADP-deribosylation. Gene Ontology annotation, cellular component: nucleoplasm. The record is from RefSeq and is a predicted model, not a curated record. The coding region runs from base 25 to 1290 and encodes 421 amino acids. Gene Ontology annotation, molecular function: ADP-ribosylglutamate-[protein] hydrolase activity. Lineage: Eukaryota; Metazoa; Porifera; Homoscleromorpha; Homosclerophorida; Plakinidae. The transcript has 10 exons.
UUUACCGUCUACACAUGCGUGAAGAUGGCGAGCAAAUUUAGGCGGUCUUUGUCAUUGGGGCAGGGGCUUCGCAAAGAUCGGCAAUAUUGGUUGUCUCUGAGUUUGGAGGAGAAGCGGAAGGUCUACAGAUGUGGUGAACAUUACGUAACACUUGAUGACGUGGACACAUGGGCGGUCUACAAGAGAGAGAAGCGUCUUGUUUCUAAAUGGAAACCUCAGUAUAGUGUCAACAAGGACUUGAACAGUAAAGUGUCUUUAUGGCAGGGUGAUAUCACUCAUUUGGAGAUCAAUGGAAUUGUUAAUGCUGCCAACAGAAGUCUUCUUGGAGGAGGAGGAGUGGAUGGCUGCAUUCACCGAGCUGCUGGUAACAGUUUAUUGGAUGAAUGUAGAACGUUAGGUGGCUGUUCAACUGGUUCGGCUAAAGUGACUUCAGGGCAUCGGCUACCUGCGAAAUAUAUCUUGCAUGCUGUUGGACCUGUUGGAGAGCAGGAGACGAAGCUUGGCAACUGUUACCAAACUUGUUUAUCACUUGCUCUUGAACAUAAAAUCAGAUCAUUGGCUUUUUGUUGCAUUUCUACUGGAAUUUAUGGCUAUCCUAAUCGAAAUGCUGCAAAUGUGGCCUUACGUACGGUGAGGAGUUGGCUAGAUGAAUCAGAGAAUGCAAACAAGAUGGAUCAAAUAAUAUUUUGCACAUUUCUUCCGAUUGAUGUCAGAAUAUAUGAAGAACUGAUGCCAAGUUAUUUUCCAGAUGAUUUAGAAGCUGCACGAACGUAUAGUAGUUGUGAACUUGAUACACAAGAAUCUGAUACUUUAUCAGAUGAUGAAUCUUUGCCGUCAAAGAAAGAAAGAAAAGAUAGAGGCUCCACAGCUGCUGUCACAUCUAAUGAUAAUGACACAGAUGAGUAUGACAACACAGAUACUCAUAGUCCAGAAAGACAUCAAGAUGCUCAAGACCUUGCCAAAGAAAGCAAAGCAGAAAGUGAGAAACCGAUAGAAUAUUUUCUGCGAUCAGUUUCUGCACCUGCUGCCAUAGAGCAAUCAAAUGGCAAGGAGUCGGUUUGUGUUGAGGGAUCACCUCAAGGCGAGACUAAUAUGUUAGUCAGCAGUGAACAACAGAAAACUGAAACUGCAGGUGCAAAUGAAGAAACAGUGACAACCGCUAGCGGCGACCAUUUGACGGGUGAAGAAAAUCCAACUGAAAAUGUGAACACUGGCGAAGAAGCAACUACCGAAUCUUUAGUUGAUGAACAUGAACAGCAAGAAGAGAUAACUACAGCUUGUACAAACUGACAACUGCAUUUGGCAUAUCUUAUCACAAUAUCAUUUAGUUGCUCUUUGCAUUACCUCUACAGGCAUAUGACACGUGAUGGUGGAGGGUAGCUUUUCUAAGUACGAAUUCAUACUGUACUCUGUUACUUGGACGUGCACGUGCACAACAGGUUGUGUACACUGCGCAUUUAGAAGGAGAAGGUCAGUAUGCUAUCCAGCUGUGCAUUUUGUAAUAAAGACAAAUGUAGUCCACUAGAUAGUAA